AUGGAGGAUAUUCUCAACUUUGAACUUGGCUGUUUCCACAAAAUUGGAAGUUUACACGGGCUACUUUUGGACAAUGUUGUUCUCCAUUCCACUCUUGCCAAGCAACUCUGUGCAGCAUUGUCACAGACUGACAUUGCUGAGCUUUUUCUGAGGAACACCCACCUGAAAAUACAAAACUCUACUUUUGCUGAAUUAAACAAAACAAACUUGACAACUCUAGAUCUGUCAAACAACAAGUUGACUACAGUGCAAACUAAUUCAUUUCAGUGGCUGCACAGAUUGGAAUAUCUUCAACUUGAAAACAACAGCAUUCAACAUGUCACCCCAAAAACAUUUGCUGGACUGGAAAAUUUGAGGUAUUUGAACUUGAAGAAAGGCCUCAGCCAAGUAGAAUCUCUCAUUGAUGAUUACUCAUUUCAGGAGUUGGGAAAUCUAGUGGUACUCAAUCUAGAAGACAAUAAUAUUGCAAGUAUAAGGGCACAUACUUUCUCAGGCUUGAGAAGUCUGAAAUAUCUUAGCCUGUAUAAGUCAUCUAUCGUUGAUCUAAAAACUAUCAGUAACAAAACUUUCAUGUCACUUGCAGAGUCUCCCCUUGUCAAUUUAAAUCUUACAAAAACAAAAAUUUCAAAACUGCAGCCCGGAGCUUUUUCCUGGUUCAAGAAGCUGAAAAAGCUGGAUAUAGGUCUCAACUCCAUCUCUCAGAUGCUAACAGGAGAGGAGUUUCGAGGUCUAAGUGAAAUAGAGGUGAUAUACAUGUCAUAUAACAUGAAGUUGAUUUUGUCUUCAUCUUCCUUUAUGCAUGUCCCUUCUCUGAAAAUCUUGAUGCUCAGCAAAUCAGCAAUUGCCUCGUUGAACAUUCAACCUUCACCAUUUGAUUGCAUUAAGAAUCUCACUGUCCUUGACCUCAGCAACAAUAAUUUAGCCAAUUUGGAUAAGGAUGUUUUCCGUGAGCUUCGGCAGCUUCAAGUUUUAAAGUUACAACACAAUAACUUGGCACGGCUCUGGAAGAGUGUCAAUCCUGGAGGUCCAGUUCUUUACCUAAGUGGUUUGAAAGAGCUUCAGAUUCUGGAUUUGCAAUCCAAUGGGCUAGAUGAGCUCCCAGAGAAAGCUUUUCAAGGAUUGUAUAAACUAAGUAAUUUGGAUUUAAGCAUGAACAAUUUAAACUUUCUUCCAGAUGUUGUAUUUAAUGACUUGAAAUCUCUCAAAUCGCUUCAUAUACAGAAAAAUCUGAUUACAUCUGUUGAAAAAGAUGUUUUUAGCCAGUUAUUUAGUAACCUAACAGCUCUCUAUAUGGGAUUUAAUCCUUUUGAUUGUACUUGUGAAAGUAUUUUCUGGUUUGUUACCUGGCUGAAUAAGACCAAUAGCAGCAUCCCUGGCUUGAACACUCAAUACAUCUGCAACACUCCACCAAGUUACCACAACCAUUCUGUUGUAGCUUUUGACAUAUCUCCCUGCAAAGAUGUUGCUCCUUUUAAAGAUGCAUUUAUCAUUAGUAGCAGCAGUAUACUUCUUUUCAUUGUUGCUGUGUUUCUGAUUCACUUUUGCGGAUGGUGGCUAGAAUUCUAUUGGAACAUUUCUGUCAACCGAAUAUUUGGGUUUAAGGAAAUAGACCAUCAGGAAGCUCAGUUUCAGUAUGAUGCUUAUAUCAUUCAUGCCAAAAAUGACAUUAACUGGGUCAACAAAUAUUUGUUGCCUUUGGAGCAACAGGAUCAAAAAACUAUGUUCCAGUUUUGCUUGGAAGAAAGGGACUCUGAAGUUGGAAUUUCUGAGCUGGAAUCCAUUGUGAACAGUAUAAGCCAGAGCAGAAAAAUCAUCUUUGUUAUGACUCAAGAGCUUUUAAAGGAUCCCUGGUGCAGAAGAUUCAAGGUACAUCAGGCAAUGCAGCAAGUCAUUCAGCAAAGCCGAGAUUCCAUCAUUUUGAUACUUUUACAGGAUAUCCCUGAUUAUAAAUUACACCAAAUGCUCUGCCUCCGAAGGGGAAUGUUCAAAUCGCACUGUAUUCUAACCUGGCCUGCUCAGAGUAAGCGAAUUCCUGCCUUUCACCAGAAACUUAAGGUCGCACUUGGUUCAACUAAUCGAGUCCAAUAGGCUUACAUCUACUCACUGUCUGCACUUAGUACUCCUCAGUCUAAUACAAGGUUAAAAUAUAAAAAGGGAAAUUUUGAGACAAAAAUCAGCAACAAAUUCUGAACAGAAUUAUGAAGUGCUCUCCUUUUGUGCUCUACCCAUACCUCGUGUCACUCCUUCACAUUUUCCCUGAAAUCCUGCAAAUCUUUUCUCUUCAGAUAAUGAUCUUGUUCUCCUUUGAAAGCCACAAUUGAACAACAGCCUAACUCUCCGUAGCGUAGAAACAUUUUCCCUCGUGUUACUGUUGUCUCUUUUGCCAGUCACCUUAAAUCGGUGCCUUCUAAUUGUUGGUCCUUUUAGCACUGGAAACAGUUUCUUCUGACCUGCGUUGUCUAAAUCCCUCUCGUGACCUUGAACACGUUUGCGAAAUCACCUGUUACCUUUCUUCAAGGAGAAAAGCCUCAGGUUCUCCAAUCAAUCCACAUAAUUGGAUGGCAUGGUGGCUCAGUGGUUAGUACUGCUACCUUAUAGUGCCAGGGACCUGGGUUUGAUUCCAGCAUUGGGCGA
Messenger RNA from Chiloscyllium plagiosum (whitespotted bambooshark), 2634 nucleotides. The record is from RefSeq and is a predicted model, not a curated record. NCBI's taxonomy places the organism in Eukaryota, Metazoa, Chordata, Chondrichthyes, Orectolobiformes, Hemiscylliidae.